UACAUUAGGACUUGAAUUACUUGAAGCUAGAGCGCUUCCAUGUUUCUACACAUCAUUCAGCGACUUCGCCAUUACGGUCGGGUGGGCAGUCGAUUCCUGCGCUGGGCAACGUUGGUAUGGAUUUGAUCUUACUACGGGUCAACAAAAUAUCCCACUGCCGCUACGGGCAUUCCUCCAGUUCCUUCCCCGACGGAAGCCCGAAACGUUUCGGAAGCUUAUCGCUGAGUCAUGAUCGCCUACAGCUCUCUUAGAGCUCCUCUUAGACUCUGGUUCCAACGUCGAUUUGCUUGUUACUAUGCGCGUGCCAUACAUCAGGUUAGCAGCUCAGAAUGCACCUUGUCGGGGUGUCCCGCGAAGCUGGUGGCGAAGCUCUCCACGAAUCUUUCGGUCUUGCGCGCACAAAAAAACGAGCACAGCACAGGGGACACCCUCGUCUUCCAUUCAUUGACAGUGUCAUGUUGACCAUACCAAGUACCUGGUUGAAAUCAGAGAAGCUGAGGGCUAU
Mycena citricolor is the source of this 505-nucleotide messenger RNA. Lineage: Eukaryota; Fungi; Basidiomycota; Agaricomycetes; Agaricales; Mycenaceae. The record is from the annotation of a GenBank genome assembly.